Messenger RNA from Drosophila ficusphila, 573 nucleotides. RefSeq lists its product as uncharacterized. Gene Ontology annotation, molecular function: zinc ion binding. Lineage: Eukaryota; Metazoa; Arthropoda; Insecta; Diptera; Drosophilidae. Bases 1 to 573 code for a protein of 190 amino acids. Gene Ontology annotation, cellular component: nucleus. The record is from RefSeq and is a predicted model, not a curated record. The transcript has a single exon.
AUGGAAGAUCUGGCAAAGAUGUGCCGCGUGUGCAUGGGCGAAUCGAUGGAACUGGUUGACAUCUACGAUAACAAGAGCAUGGGUGAUAAACUCUCCUUGGAGCUGGAAAACUCGAGGGAAUCGGAACCCACGCCAGCUGAUCUCUUUAAGAAUUGUAGCGAUUUGCCGGUUUCUUCGGGCGACGGCUUCCCUGAGAAAGUUUGUGAACCGUGCCUGAUGAAAAUGCGAGAGGCUCUGCGCUUUAAAAGGCGCUACGCCAAAAGUAUCGCUUACCUAGAACGCGUGAAGGCGGAAAAGAUCGACCAGGAGAUUAGUGAAAUUCUUGAGUUCGAAGAUUGGGAUUUGGUGGAUCGCGUGAAGAGUGAGGACGACGAAGAGGAGAACAAGAAAGUCGACUACUUUCAGACGAAGGAAAAGACUCCUAAGGAACAGGAGGAAAAACCACGACCUUUCAAAUGUCCAGACUGCCCAAAAACUUUUACCGGCAAAGCCCAGUUGACCAUGCACAGUCGCAUCCACACCAAAGGAUCCAAGAAGAAAUCAACACGUCCUAAGCGAGGAUCUUUAAAAUAG